Hirsutella rhossiliensis is the source of this 1224-nucleotide messenger RNA. Its product is annotated as glycosyltransferase family 25 (LPS biosynthesis protein) domain-containing protein. The record is from RefSeq and is a predicted model, not a curated record. The coding region runs from base 1 to 1224 and encodes 407 amino acids. The transcript is spliced from 3 exons. NCBI's taxonomy places the organism in Eukaryota, Fungi, Ascomycota, Sordariomycetes, Hypocreales, Ophiocordycipitaceae.
AUGCCCCGAACAUACGUGCCUGUGCGGACGGGGUGGGCCUUUGGCGUCGUCGCCUUCUUCUUCGUCAUCCUCAUUCUUCACAAUAGCCGACGCCUGGCUGCCUCCGGUUCGCUCCUGCAGUUUCCCACCAAAGUCAAAGCUCCAGAAACACAGGGCCAAGACCGUCUGCUUGACGACAUCUACAACAGCACGCUCGGGUUCGAGAAGAUCAUGGUCGUCAGCUUGCCCUCGCGGACCGAUCGCCGGGAUGGCAUGGUUCUCCAAUCAGCCCUCACCCACAUGUCCAUCGACUUCAUAGACGGGCUGUCAGGCUCAGCCGUCCCGGAAAAGGCCAUCCCGAAGAUAGAAAACAUGGGGCACAUUGUCGACGCCGAGCUGGGAUCUUGGAGGGGACACAUGAAUGCGAUUCAAGAAGUCAUCCGCCAAAACCUGUCAUCGGCCUUGAUCAUGGAAGACGACGCCGACUGGGACAUCAGACUCAAAGAACAGCUCCGCGGCGUCGCUCUCGCAACCCGAGCCCUCACGCAGCCGCUCAUAGGAUACCCGGACGCCUACGCUGAUCCAACGUACCCCAAGCCGGCCAACAAGUCGGCAUCCGUCGUUACCGAGAUACCCUUCGAGAAACUUCCCAGGACGGAGCCUCCCAAAAUCUCCCCAUACGGCGACGACUGGGACGUCUUCUGGAUCGGCCACUGCGGCCAGACCUUUCCACACAACGACAACCUGGAAUUGCCCAAGGGUCGUGUGAUUCGACACAAAGAUGUCACGGUUCCGGAGAAGAAACAUCUCGAGAGUCUCUACAUUAAACCCUUUGUCCUCAAAAACGACUAUCCCGAUCACACCCGCGCCGUGCACCACUCCCAAUGGGGUACCUGCACUCUCGGCUAUGCAAUCAGCCAGCGAGGAGCACGUAACAUUCUGUUCCAGCUCGGCCUCAAGGGAGCCAAUGCGCCAUUUGAUCUUAUGCUUCGGGCAUUUUGCGAUGGAGAGCCGGGACGCGGGAAGAACAAGUGCCUGACCACGCAGCCGUCGCUGAUGGAGCACUACCGACCCGUCGGUCCCUACAAAGACGAAAGCGACAUCAAGAGCGGCGUGGAAGGCUUCAGAACCGAAGGCGAGACUAAAAUGAUUCGAUGGAGUGUGAGGCUGAAUACCGAGAAGCUGAUCAAGGGCGAGCCUGAUCUGAUCGACAAAUAUCCCGAUGCAGAGGAGAAGAAAGAAUGA